This is a messenger RNA of Zea mays, 771 nucleotides long. RefSeq lists its product as uncharacterized. NCBI's taxonomy places the organism in Eukaryota, Viridiplantae, Streptophyta, Magnoliopsida, Poales, Poaceae. The record is from RefSeq and is a predicted model, not a curated record. Bases 17 to 565 code for a protein of 182 amino acids. The transcript has 2 exons.
UCAAUAUUCCAAGGACAUGGCCACGGGUGAAGGUGCGGAAGACAUGCCAAAUGCUGUUCAAAACUUGGAAGAAGAGUUAGUUCGUGUAAAUGCUAAUGAUGAAGAGGAUAGAGAGGAUAUGACAUCUGUAGAGACACCAAGGCGUUCUGUUGACUCAACAUCAUCUAUCUCCAAGAAGCGGAAGAAAGAGUGGAAAGGAAAGAAGACUUCAUCAAGUUACCCGCUUCUUGACGUGUUCAAUGAAGUGAGUGGUGAUCUCAAGGUUGCCACCAUGUCAAUUGGAAAAAUGGCGCAAGCUAUGGAUCGUGAGGCAUCCAACCAAGAAAAGGCAAGAUAUGAGGAUCCACAACAAAAGCUAAGAGAGAAGGCGAUCAAUGAGGUCCGGGGACUUGAAUUUACUAGCUCAGAAGUUAUCAAAGCAGCUGGUGUGUUUGUUAGGAUGCCAGAUCAAAUGGGGAUGUUGUUUGCACUUCCAGAACCACUGAGGAGGGAAUACAUUGUCGACAUGCUACGUGAUGAAGCAGCAAGGAGAGAGAGAGAGGUCAAAGUGAAGGUGCUGGUCUAGAUGUUGAAUGAUGGAGCUUUGGAAGUUGUUGUUGGUUUAGUUGGUCUCAAUCUGUUUACCUUUAGUGUUCUUCAUAUGUUGCUGUUGAAGGAUGGUGAAUGAUGAUAAAAACUAAUUUUUUAUGAUGUUGAACGUUGUUGAAUGUUCACGAAUGGUGUUGAAUAUGGUAUUGUAUCUGUGGGUAGCUUUCAAUGUGGUUUGUUGAA